Cajanus cajan (pigeon pea) is the source of this 1597-nucleotide messenger RNA. Its product is annotated as laccase-2. Gene Ontology annotation, molecular function: oxidoreductase activity; copper ion binding. The record is from RefSeq and is a predicted model, not a curated record. Lineage: Eukaryota; Viridiplantae; Streptophyta; Magnoliopsida; Fabales; Fabaceae.
AACCAUGAAACACACAACAAUAUGGAUUACCCUCACAUUCCUGUGAGAGCUCUGUUGUUUGGCUUUUGGGUUUUAACUUCCUUUCCUGAGUUUGCAGUGAGCAUAACAAGACACUACACAUUCAAUAUACAUUCAAGCUGAUAGUGAAGCCAGGCAAGACCUAUCUUCUUAGAUUGAUCAACGCUGCACUCAACGACGAGCUCUUCUUUAGCAUUGCCAACCACACCCUAACCAUUGUGGAAGCUGAUGCUUCAUACACCAAACCAUUCGACACAGACAUAAUCUUCAUAACCCCGGGACAAACCACAAACCUUCUUCUCAAAACCAAACCACACUCCCACAAUGCAACUUAUCUCAUGGCUGCAAGGCCUUACUUCACCGGCAGGGGCACUAUCGACAAUUCCACCACCGCCGGUAUCCUCCAAUAUCAUUUUCUGAAUCAUGGUACUGAUACGAAGUAUCCAUCGUCGAAAGCAGGUAUCCUUCAACAAGAGCAUCCAUCAUCUUCACACCAUCCCAAAAACCUUUCCCUCUUGUUGCCAACCCUCCCACCCAUAAACGCCACAAACUUUGUUGCAAACUUCACAAGCCAAUUCAGAAGCUUGAACAACGCUAAAUUCCCUUCCAAUGUACCCCAAAAAGUUGAUAAGAAGUUUUUCUUCACCGUUGGACUUGGAACCACCCCUUGUCUACAAAACACAACGUGCCAAGGACCCAGUAACGGAACCAAAUUCGCAGCCUCGUUGAACAACGUUUCUUUUGCACUUCCUACGGUAGCGAUUCUUCAGUCUUACUACUUUGGAAACCCUAACGGGGGUUUCAACACUGAUUUUCCGACCACCCCUUUGAACCCUUUUGAUUACACGGGAACGGGGCUGAAUAACACUAUGGUGAACAAUGGCACGAAGGUGGUGGUGCUUCCGUUCAAUACGAGCGUGGAGCUGGUGUUGCAAGGUACUAGUGUUCUUGGAGGUGAGAGCCACCCUUUGCAUCUUCAUGGGUACAAUUUCUUUGUUGUUGGACAAGGUUUUGGGAACUAUGAACCAGACAAAGACGCUAAGAAUUUCAAUGUUGUGGACCCUGUUGAGAGGAACACGGCUAGUGUUCCUUCUGGUGGAUGGAUCGCCAUUCGUUUCCUAGCAGACAACCCUGGGGUGUGGCUAAUGCAUUGUCACCUAGACGUUCACAUAAGCUGGGGUCUUGGCAUGGCAUGGUUAGUGUUGAAUGGACCAGGGUUGAACCAGAAGCUACAACCACCACCUUCGGAUCUUCCACAAUGUUGACUAUUUGACUCUCCUUGUCCUGAGUUAUAUUCUGUUUGUCCCUUUCUUGGAGUUCAUCUCUUUGUUUUCAAUAAAGAAAUAGUAGUGAAAUUAAUUCUUUUCGUGCUUUGAGGGUGAAUUUAAUAAAUUGUCAUUAUUGUGUCAGGUGAACAAUUCGUUUUAAUGUUGUUGUGUUGUUUAGUAGGUGGGUUUGUUCGAAUAUGGAUGAGCAGUUAAUGAGUAACGCUCAGAGGGGUGUCUACCCUUGUUUUAUUUAAUGAUGAAGGAUUGUUUACCUUUUGAUUAAUGAAUCAUGUUAAGCAAUAUUUGGUGAU